CUUAACAAUAAAAAUUUUGACUUCGGUUGCCCAUUCUCCACCAUCCAUCCAUCUACCAAAAAACAAGACUUCAAAUUUAAUUUACUUGAGUUUAAACAAAAAUAAAAUCUACUUUUUCCCUUCACUCACUCGCACGCACAUAAAAAACACAACAAAUUCUAUUAUAGGCCGCGUUGAGUCCCAGCUGACGUGGCACCCGAACCACCCCUGCCGCUGCUUCCGGCCGACAUCCACCGCCAUAUGAAUCAGAAGACUUGGCCAUGCAGAUCGGACGGCCGCCACUUCACAUCCUUCCCCUUCAUCCGGAAAACUCCCGGCGACCCGCCGGCCUCGGCAAAACCCCCCAAGAAACACCUCUCCUUAUUCUCCGCGAACGCUCAAUCGCCGCCUCCGGCGGCGGGCCCCGACUUCGCCACGCUGCCGUACGACAUCGUCUUAAGGAUCGCGGCGUCGUUCAGGCUGCCCGACCUGAGGGCGGCCUCGCUCGCGUGCCGGGCGUGGAGAGACGCGCUGAGGCCCCUGCGCGAGGCCAUGGUGUUUUUGAGGUGGGGGAAGAGGUUCAAGCACGGGCGGGGAGGGUCGGGGAGGGCCGACCCGGGCCGGGCGCUGGACUGCUUCCUCAAGGGGGCGGCGCGUGGGUCCACGCUGGCGAUGGUGGACGCGGGACUGAUCUGUUGGGAAAUGGGGAAGAGGGAGGAGGGGGUUUUCUGGUACCGGCGGGCGGCCGAGCUCGGCGACCCGGCAGGGCAGUGUAAUUUGGCUAUUGCGUAUUUGCAAGAUAAUCCACCUAACAACAACCAAGCAAUAAAAUGGUUGUACAAAUCCUCAAUUGCCGGUCACGUCCGUGCCCAAUACCAACUCGCGCUCUGUCUGCAUCAAGGUCGAGGAGUAGGAAAAAGCCUUCAAGAAGCGGCUCGUUGGUAUUUAUCGGCUGCUGAAGGAGGGUAUGUUCGUGCAAUGUAUAAUACGUCUUUGUGCUAUUUAAUGGGCGAGGGUUUGGUGCAAUCUCAUAGGUUAGCAAGAAAAUGGAUGAAGAAGGCAGCUGAUCAUGGUCACAGCAAAGCACAGUUUGAGCACGGUUUAGGUCUUUUCUCGGAAGGAGAUAUGAUGAAGGCUGUCGUGUACUUAGAAUUGGCGACUAGGGCCGGUGAAAGGGCUGCUGCUCACGUCAAAAAUGUUAUCCUUCAGCAAUUAUCGACAGCUUCUCGUGAUCGAGCUAUACUUCUUGCCGACACCUGGCGAGCUUUGCGAUGAAUCGUGUUUUUUCAAGUAUAUUCCUUACUUCCUCUAUGAUCUAUAUAUUCUGAUGUCAAGAUAUAGAUAUCUAUAUAUAUAAAAUAUUAUGUAAAUACAUACUUUGAAUUUUCCUUGUUUCAAGGUAGAUAUAUAUGGUUUGCUGAGAAUGUCUUGCAUGUUAUUGUUGACUUACACAGAAUGUUUGUAAUUGCAAUUUGCAAGUAUUAUUAUGUAAUGAACUUGGCCUAAAUAGCAUAAGUAUCACAAAUGCUUGAUUAUUAAUUUAUUAUCCCCUAAAAUGCAGACACAAAAAACACCACUCUCAAUGGACAAAUGCAGACACCACUAUGCUUUUGAUUUUUUUUUUCACCUAAAAUUCUCAUUAACAAAAAUUAACCUCACUAAAAUAACUCCUCCAACCCAGCUAGCUUCAAAACUGCCUUUGGGCCACAAGUAGGCCCGAAUGCCUCUCGGCCACAAGCAAGCCCGAAUGAGACUGAUGAAACACGCUCAGUUGAUACACAGCCUGCGAAAUCAACUCCCUCAGCUUCGGGUAUUGGGCUAUGAAAGCCCGAUCGACCCCUUCAAAAGCUCCCCAAAACCCCAGCCCGCUCCAAAUCCUCACUCUUCCCGGCAUGAAUCGCAAGAUAGCACGUCAGCACAAGCCUGUUCAAGUGGGCCUGGGCCUUCUCGUCUAGCAAUGUGGAAAUUAUCCGGGCACGCAAAUUACUAAAUAAAAUAUAAUAUAUCUAAAUAAAAUGUGAAUAAAUAAAAAACUAAAAUUAUUUUUAAUUAGUUAUUUACAAUAAAUAAUGUUAUUUCAUAU
Messenger RNA from Striga asiatica, 2062 nucleotides. The record is from the annotation of a GenBank genome assembly. NCBI's taxonomy places the organism in Eukaryota, Viridiplantae, Streptophyta, Magnoliopsida, Lamiales, Orobanchaceae.